Molecule: messenger RNA, 423 nt
Organism: Trypanosoma rangeli
Lineage: Eukaryota; Euglenozoa; Kinetoplastea; Trypanosomatida; Trypanosomatidae
Exons: 1
Coding region: 1-423 (140 amino acids)
Source: RefSeq, a predicted model, not a curated record
AUGUCGACAGAGCAUAAGAACAUCGCACGAAGUGGUCAGCCCCAGCCCCCGCCGUGGCCCACAACGAGCCCAUUCUUCCGAUGGACCUCAACCCCCAACAUUGAGUGGUUUGAGUACCCAAAGUACCCCUACACCCGCGAGAAGAGUAUUCGCAUGACGGAGGAGUCGUGGGAAAGCACAAUGGAUGAGAUGGCAAGCCGGUAUGGCAUGCAGCUUAACAUGACCACAAAACCGACAUUUUGGAUGGCCUGGAGUCUCAUGGUGUUCUACUCAUGGUACACACUCUGGGGCUGCUACCGUGCCAUGGGAACGGAGCCCGGCUGGCCACACUUCCGUGACAUUGUGGUGGGACAGCCGAAUGUCCUCCAUGCUAGAGGAGGAUGGCAUUUACUUGGACCAGUGGAUCCGUCCGGAGAUGCGUGA